AAAACCUUUUCUCUCUAAUUUCUUUGAUUGUGGAUUAGGAGAGAGGGAAGAGAGAACCAUGGGGAGAGCUCCUUGCUGUGACAAAGCCAGUGUCAAGAAAGGCCCAUGGUCGACUGAAGAAGACACCAAGCUCAAGUCUUACAUUGAGCAACAUGGAACUGGUGGGAACUGGAUUGCUUUGCCUCAAAAAAUUGGCCUAAAGAGAUGUGGAAAAAGUUGUCGAUUGAGAUGGCUAAAUUAUCUCCGUCCGAACAUCAAGCAUGGAGGUUUCUCCGAAGAAGAAGAUAGAAUCAUUUGUAGUCUCUAUCUUAGCAUUGGAAGCAGGUGGUCUAUAAUUGCAGCACAGUUACCAGGAAGAACGGAUAACGACAUAAAGAACUACUGGAACACGAGGUUGAAGAAGAAGCUAUUUGGGAAGCAAAGGAAAGAGCAGCAACAACAACAACAGGCAUCUCGUCGAGGAAACGCCCUAAGGCAUCACGGGACGGUGAAUAAAAGCAAUAGCACCAUUCCUUAUUGGCCUCAGCAGCAGCAGCAGCUCCCAGUGGCACCAAGCUACUAUAACAACAACAACAACAUGGCAUCAUCUGACCAUAUCAACCCAAUUGAGAAAUUGAGCAAAUUUGGAGCUCAAUUUAUGGACGAAAGUGUGUACAACAACAAUGCAAAUGGGUAUGGAAAUGCGUAUUAUUUUCCAUUGCUUCAAGGGCAAAGCAGCACCCAAAUGGUGGAUCUUGAGAAUUAUGACAUGGGGUUUGAUGAUCCAAGAAGGGUUUUGUGUGGAUUUGAGUUUGUGUAUGGAGAUCAUCAUAAUCAGAUAAUGGGUACUAGUAAUAGCCAUGGCUAUGAAAUGGGGCCUCUUAUUUCUUCUUGCCCUUCAAAUUACGAAGCAAUGCUGCAAGAUUUGUCAACCACGACUCAAGAAUAUGAUACUCACUUGAAGAUAUUGGAUAGCAAUGCAGUAUGAUCCAUGGUGGGCGUAAUGUAAAGUAAUAAAAAUGGACUCUUUUUGGCCGUAGUGAUUUGGAGGGUGACAAUAAGAAUAUAA
Cucurbita maxima (winter squash) is the source of this 1048-nucleotide messenger RNA. Its product is annotated as transcription factor RAX3-like. The record is from RefSeq and is a predicted model, not a curated record. Lineage: Eukaryota; Viridiplantae; Streptophyta; Magnoliopsida; Cucurbitales; Cucurbitaceae. The coding region runs from base 59 to 967 and encodes 302 amino acids. The transcript has 3 exons.